ACGCAUAUUUUUUGUUUCGGUGAUUUUGGCGGUAGAAACAUGCGCGAGGAACAGAGCGCACAUUCAAUAUGAGGAAGAAUCGUAUACACGGAGAAAUGGGCGUUCGUAGUUUCGUACUAAUUGUAUCAAAUAUAUUUAUCAGAUAUCAAUAGCUUUAUAAGAAGAAAGAUAUAAAUAAGAAUCAUAGAACUUUAAGUGUUGUAACACGAAAAUUAUAGUUUUUGUAAAAAUGUCAAAUAUUUAAGAUAUUAUUAAAAAUGGCUAAACGAAAAAGUUUAAACAAACGUCGGUCUAGAUACAGUUCUGCUAUUUUAAAUUCCGAUACGGAUAUUUUUGGUGAUGAAUACCCAUACUGGUGGAAAAAGUUGGAAGACACCUCGUUAGCGCAACUAUCAACUGAUUCGAAAAUUUUAAAUCAAACUAGCCGUCAUUUAGAUUCUAAUUCACAAAUAGAAACAAGCCAGGUUACAGGUGAAUGGUGGAAAAUAUUAGAUGUUUCGAGUAUUCCAAAUUCUCCCAAAAUAAACAAAGAUAUCGUAGAAAAAAAUUCAGCUAAUAAUGUACUGAUGUCAGAAUCUGAAGAAGAACUUGAAAUUGCAAAAAGCAAACAUCAUUUGCGUUCAAAGGCAAGAAAAAGCAAGGAUAAUAUUUUUUUGAACGUUUUAAACGAUUCUGUAACAACCAAGUCAGACGUUAAAAAGGAAAAUAAUAACGUAAUAACGUCGGAAUCCGAGGAAGAACCGGAAAUUGCAAAAAAAAGAUAUCCUCUGUAUUCAAAAGCGAAACAAAGCAAAGAUAAUAUCUUUUUUAAUGUCUUAAACAAUUCUGCGACGACUACGUCAGAAGUUGUACUGGAAAAUAAUAAUGUAGUAACGUCGGAAUCUGAAGGUGAACCUGAAAUUGCAAAAAGGAAAUUUCUCUUGCGUUCUAAGGCAACAGAAAGUAAGCAUAAUAUUUCCCCGAAUGUCUUAAACGAUUCUAUAAUAACUAAGUCAGAUGUUAAAAAGAAAAAUAAUAAUGUAGUCACGUCAGAAUCCGAGGAAGGAUCUAAAAUUGCAAAAAAGAAAAAUCUUUUGCAUUUAAGGGGAAAAAGAAGCAAAAGCAAUGUUUUCUCGAACGUCUUAAAUGAUUCUAUGACAACUAGGUUAGAAGUUAUAAAGAAAAAUAGUAAUAUAGUAACGUCGGCAUCUGAAGAAGAGCUUGAAAUUGCAAAAAGCAAAUACCAUUUGCGUUCAAAGGCAAGAGAAAGCAAAGAUAAUAUUUUUUUGAACGUUUUAAACGAUUCUGUAAUAACCAAGUCAGACGUUAAAAACAGAAGUAAUAAUAUAAUAACGUCGGAAUCCGAGGAAGAACCGAAAAUUGCAAAAAAGAGAUAUCUUCUGCGUUCAAAGGCAAAACAAAGCAGAGAUAAUAUUUUUUUGAAUGUUCUAAACGAUUCUGUAACAACCAAGUCAGACGUUAAAAAGAAAAAUAAUAAUAUAAUAACGUCGGAAUCCGAGGAAGAACCUGAAAUUGCAAAAAGGAAAUUUUCCUUCCGUUCUAAGGCAACAGAAAGCAAAGAUAAUAUUUUUUCGAAUGUAUUAAACGAUUCUGUAAGAAGUAAGUCAGGAGCUAUACAUGAGACCAAUAAUGUACCAAUCCUGGAAUCCGAAGAACCUAAAAUUGCAAAAGGAAAAUAUCUUUCGCGUUCUAAGAUAACAGAAAGCAAAGAUAAUAUUUUUUCAAAUGUUUUAGAUGAUUCUGCGACAACUAGAUUGAAAGUUAUGCACAGAACUGGUGAAAAAAGUUCUAAGAGUAAUUCUGCAUCGAAUAGUGAAACAGUUGCUAACGCUGAACAAUUAAAUAAGAUACAAGGAUAUAGUUUGAAUCACAGUCAAAAGACUGAUGAUAUUUUAAAAUUAAAGUCUAAUAUUUCAAAGAAUAAAAAUAAUGAGUUACAAAUGACAACAAACUACUUAGUUCCUGCAAUAACCGAAACAUCAGUUUCCAGCGAAGCAGGGUCGAAUCGGUUCGCAUUAAAUUUUGAGGAUGAUUCUAUACAUUUUGCGGUACCAAAAGCACAGAGUACAAUACUCGAAAGUGGUGGUUUGUCUGUACAUAAUAGCACUAAUGAAAGCAAUAACAGUGACGCAUACCAUAAAAUAUUAAAAUGGAAAUCAAAGUUGUUAACAAAUCAUAAUAAGAAUGCAAAGAAGAAUUUAUUUGAAACUGUAUUCGAAGAUCAAGAAAGUACUAUUAAAAUACGAGGAAAUGCAACAGCCGAUGCAAUAGCAGAACAUUCACUGAAAUCAUCAAAGGUCUCUGAAGCACUACAUCUUUCUCGAUUGCCGUCUUCUCCUUCCAAAAAAGCAAUUUCGUCUCCUUCGCGACAUUCAAUGAUGGUCAAAACGUGUACAAACACACAUAGCGAUGAGCCAAAAGGCCAGACAAGCAUCAGGCACUUUUUGAUGUCGGAUAAAACGUUGCCGACAUCGCAAAUGUUUUGGGAUAAAGAGAAAGUAGAUGGAAUAAAACGAGAAUUAGAGAGGGUGAAGGAACGAGAAAUAGCUCGCAUGAAAAUGAAUACGAACAAGCAAGAAGUUCAAAAGAAGUUGCCUUCGCGGGAAGGAAAAAUAAAGCAAAUUGAGAAAAAUACGAAGUCGACAUUGCAGAAGCAACGUCCUAUGAAACAAGUCCAUAAAGCUUUUUUGGUGAACGGACGAGCGUACAGAGCCCCUCGGCUUCCCCGUCCUCAACACUGGAUUACCGAUCGUCUUUAUAAAUACUUGUGGAAGUGUAUGGAACCGAGAUUCAAGUUGGAAACUAGAGUGGUUUCUGAAAAAUUUGUACAUCAGUUGUCGAGUGUAACAACGUUGAUCGCCAAACGUAAAUCAUACUCGAAUUAUAAAGCUGAAUUGUACGCGUUAAUGAAAGAAAUGGCACGGCUUGAUAUUAUUCAUACUCGAAACGAUUUCUACAAUUUUUGUCAUGAUUUCUUUCCCUAUGAGCUUCGCGUUAAAACAGUGCCAAUGUUAUUACCUGGAAACAAGAGAAAUAUACCAUACGACGCGGAUACGCUGCACAAACCUCUUCUAGCCCCUUGAACCUUUGUUGUACAUGACUCGAUACAUGGGCGCCGUUACAUUUAACGCGACUCAUAUCACAGAAUAUAAAUAAAUAUAUUUUCGUUAUGUUCGAAGAAAGGAAUCGGUCCGAUUUAUUUUGUAUCAGAACAUUACUUACAUUUUAUGCCCUAAUUAAAGUGAUCAUUUUUCACCAUUGAAUCUCUGUACGUAGAAUAUAAAAAGUAUUUAUAAAUAAGAUCGAAUAAAAUGUAGAUGUACAUUUGGUUAUUUAUGUAA
Messenger RNA from Bombus pyrosoma, 3341 nucleotides. RefSeq lists its product as uncharacterized. The transcript is spliced from 4 exons. The coding region runs from base 258 to 3083 and encodes 941 amino acids. Lineage: Eukaryota; Metazoa; Arthropoda; Insecta; Hymenoptera; Apidae. The record is from RefSeq and is a predicted model, not a curated record.